This is a messenger RNA of Amphiprion ocellaris (clown anemonefish), 8984 nucleotides long. It is a transcript of the gene crybg2, whose product is annotated as crystallin beta-gamma domain containing 2. The transcript is spliced from 24 exons. The record is from RefSeq and is a predicted model, not a curated record. NCBI's taxonomy places the organism in Eukaryota, Metazoa, Chordata, Actinopteri, Pomacentridae. The coding region runs from base 51 to 8507 and encodes 2818 amino acids.
CAUCCGGGCGCGUCUCUACAGCCUUCCAGCACCGCUUAGCAGCCGCGAAGAUGGCGACGAAGAGCUCCGGGAAGAAGUCCCUGAAGAGUCUGUUCUCCAGGAGCGACAGAGAAGAGAAGGACAAGGAGAAGGACAAGGAGAAGGAUGAGGACAAACCAGAGAAGAAGUUCAGGUUCCCGAGGUUCAGGAUGAAGCCGAGGAGCGGCUCCGAGCAGCAGAAGUCACCUGGAGAGAAGCAGCAGAUGCUCAGUGGCGGUGAAGCCAGUAAACCAGCAGAAGAUGGAGAGUUGUGGACGGACAGCAUCACUCCGGACACCAAACGAUCUUCUCUGUACGCCACCACCUCCAGAGCAAAGGGUAAAGAGUUCAGCUACUCUGAGUUGGAUCUCCGGAAGCCCAAAAAGUUCGCCACGUUUUCCUUCGGCUUCAGAAAGAAGAAGAAGAAAGAUGAGGAGAAUCUCUCCAGCAGCACUUUUGGCCUCCAUGGAGCCGGAAUCGAAGAGAAAGACGAGACACCUCUGGACCUCAGUCAGAUGAGGCUGGAUCAAACCAGCUCUAAGAGGUUCAGCAUGUCUCAGCCGGAGCUCGACAGCAGCAACACCUUCGACAUCCCGUCUCCUCCUCCGGUGGCCAAGAACCAGUCCCAAUCUGACCUGAGACAAGCCGUAAGAACCGACCACGACCAACCAGAACCUAAGGAGUCGGAUGAAACCCUCAGAGCUCCGAUCGCUUCCAUCCCUGAGCUGCAGCUCGACGAUUCAGGUUCUUCAGCCGCCUCCGCUAACGAUCUCAACACCCAGAAUGCACCUCAACGAGUCCAGGUCGACGUCUCGGAUCAGAAAGCUGCUUCCAGCGCUGAAGAAAUCCUGCAGGAAUCUGAUAAAAACCAGGAAUCCAGCAGUGUUUCUUCAUCACUUCUGAAACCUGAAGCUCAAAUCAACUUGGCAGAGACGAGUUUUAAACCCUCAGCAACGACUUCUGAGUCCAAAACCGACACCUUUGCUACAAAAUCAGCAUCUGCAGACUCUCCAGCUACGGCUUUGAGACCCUCAGUGGAGAAUUCUGAUUCCGAAAUCGACACCUUUGAUGCAGGAUCCACCUCUGCAGAUUCUCCAGCUACGAGUUUCAAACCCUCAGCGGUGACUUCUGAGUCUAAAACCAAUGUCUUUGAUGCAGGAUCCACCUCUGCAGAUUCUCCAGCUUCGACUUUUAAACUUUCAGCGACGACUUCUGAGUCCAAAACUGACGCCUUUGCUGCAGAAUCAACAUCUACAGACUCUCCAUCUCUGAAUUUUACAUCGUCACUGAUGAAUUCUGAUUCUAAAAAUAAUAUCUCUGCUCCAGAUUCUCCAGCUUUGAUUUUUAAACCUUCAGCGACAAGUCCUGACUCCAAAAACGACGUCUUUGCUCCAGACUCGACCUCCGUCCAUCAUGAAGUCUCAGCUUCCCAAACUGACCGUUCUGCUUCUGAAACCAUGAAAACCUCGUCUGAAAAUAAAGUUCCGGACGCGGUUUACGGAGCUCUGUACGACUCUCUGUUUCCUAAGAAUUUCACCUCCGAGGUCAUAAAUUCGCUCCUCAAACCUCAACCCCACAUCAUGUCUUCGUUCUCCAGAACUCCACCUCAAGUCCACACCGAGAUCCGACUCCUCGAAGCUGAGCUGGUCCGAACCAACACUUUCUCCUCUCCCAUGUCCACUCCAGGUAGUUUUGCUUCCAUUGAUGGCUCCAGAUUUACUUCCUACCAAACUAAUCCUGCAUGUUGGCUUCAGAAGAGCCCAGAAAUCCACCACAGAUCCCUCCGCUCCGCCCUGGAUUCAGGCUCUAAAGCUCCCAGCAGUGAUAAUGUUCCUUAUUCAGAGCUGAACUCCAGCGUCCUCAGGCCAAACUCUCCUGUUCCCGACUCUGUAACGUCCCCGGAGACGGACUCUCGGGUUUCAGACUCCAAACGCAGAGUCAUUCUAGUCAAAGAGUCGCUGGCGGACGAGGAAGCUGCCGCUGCUCCCGGCUCCUCGGCUAAAACGACCAAAAGUCUGGAGCUGAGGAUUAAAACCGGAGAACAGAUGGACGUGCUGGACGGACCUCUGAGCCCGGCGUACCUCAGCGUCUGCUCGGACGAAGGCAGCGCCGCAGAAAUCUACUACAGCGCCGAGGAGGACCACGUCAGCGAGGACGAGGAGAUGUUCACCGUGGAUGUGGAGACAGAAACUGAGAAGAAGAGGAGAGUCAUGUUUGUUAAAAUGAAAAGUGAGGAAGAAGAAAGAGGAGAUCCGUUGCAGGACUGGGGGACAUCUGAGAUUCUAAGAUGCAGAGAUGCAAAGACGUCCAGUUUGGAGGACAAAGACGAAGCGAAGGCUGCGGAGCUGCUUCCAGAUUCAGGAACAAAGAAGGUCAUGUUUGUUAAAAUGAAAAGCGAGGAGGACAAAAGCAAAACUGGUCAGAAGGAAGAAGUUCCAGAGCAGGAUCUGGGAACAUUUUUAAGAUGCAGUGAUGUAAAGAAACUGGAAAGCGAAGAUGCAAAAACGAUGGACAAAAGAGAGCUUCCAGAACCUGAGAAGAAGAGAGUUGUGUUCGUUAAAAUGAAAAAUGAGGAAGACAAAAUCGAAACUCAGCUGAGAAGUCAGAAGGUGGACUUACAGGUGCAGGAGGUGAAGAAAUCUGAGUGGAAGAAGGAAAACGAAGAUGCAAAGACAAAGUUCUCGGUGGAGAAAGAGACGAAGCCACUUCCAGAAACCGACAUGAAGAAGGUCGUGUUUGUUAAAAUGAGAAGCGAGGAAGAGAAAAGUGAAGAAGAGCAACAGAUUAGAGGUCAGAAACCAGAGAAAUCUGAGAUUCUAGAGGCCAGGGAUGCAAAGGAGAAAGAAAAUGAACAAAAAUUAGUUUUAGAAAGCAGGGAGGAGAUGGAUGUACUUCCAGAAACGCGGAUAAACACGGUUGGGAUUGUAAAAAUGCAACAAGAGGGAGACAAAAAUGAAAUGGAGCAACAGAUCAGAGGUCAGACGUCUGAAGUUUCACUGCAGGAUCUGGGAAAAUCUGAGUUUCUUGCAGGAAUUGAUGCAAAAAAGACAGAAAGCGAAGAAACUUCUGUGGUAAAAAGCAGGAAGAAGACAGAACUGCUUCCAGAAGCUUUGGUCAAGAGUGUUGUUAAAAUGGAAAAAGAGGAAGAUAAAAGUGAAAUACAGCUGCAGAAUCUGGGAAAAUCUCUUGCAGGAAGAGAGGAAACUGUUGCCAUAGGUAGCAAGAAGGAGAUGGAUGAGCUUCCAGAAACGAAGAUUAAGCAACAGAUUAAAGGUCAGAAAUCAGAGAAUUCAGUGCAGGAUUUGAGAAAACUUGAGUUUCUUGCAGGAAGAGAGGAAACUAGUGUGGUAGAAAGCAUGAAAGAGACAAAACUGCUUCCAGAAACAGAGAUAAAGACGAUUGAGUUUGUUCAAAAGGUGCACAAGGAAGAUAAAAAUGAAACACAGCAACAGAUUAGGGGUCAGAAAUCACAAAUACAGCUGCACAAAUCAGGAAAAUCUGAGUUUCUUUCCGUAAGAGAGGAAACUUUUGCGAUAGAAAGCAAGAAGGAGAUGGAUGAGCUUCCAGAAAUGGAGAUAAAGCAACAGAUUAGGGGUCAGAAAUCAGAAGUACAGCUGCAGAUUCUGGGAAAAUCUGAAUUUCUUGCAGGAAGAGAGGAAACUGUUGCCGUAGGUAGCAAGAAAGAGAAAAAGCUGCUUCCAGAAAUGGAGAUAAAGCAACAGAAAUCAGAGAAUUUAGUGCAGAAAGCAAGAAAAUCUGAGUUUGUUGCAGAAAUACAGGAAACUUUUGCGGUUGAAAAUGAGAAAGAGACAAAACUGCUUCCAGAAACGGAGAUAAAGCAACAAGUAGAAGGUCAGAAAUCAGAGAAUUCAGAUCCGAAUUUGGGAAAAUCUGAGUUUCUAGCAGGAAGAGAGGAAACUUUUGUGGUUGAAAGCAUGAAGGAGACAAAUCUGCUUCCAGAAACGGAGAUAAAGCAGCACAUUAUGGGUCAUAAAUCAGAAACACAGCUGCAGAUGUCAGGAAAAUCUGAGUUUGUUGCAGGAAGACAGAAAACUCUUGCAGUAAGUAACAAGAAAGAGACAAAACUGCAUCCAGAAAUGGAGAUAAAGCAACAGAAAUCAGAGAAUUUAGUGCAGAAAGCAGGUGAAUCUGAGUUUUUUGCACAACCACAGGAAGGUUUUGUAGUAGAAAUCAGGAAGGAGAUGAAGCUGCUUCCAGAAACGGAGAUAAAACAACAGAUAAACCUUCAUAAAUCAGAGAAUCCAGAGCAGAAAUCCGGAUUGUGUGAGUUUGUAGCAGCGGCAGGAGGCAGGAGGCAGGAGGAGUUACCGGCUCCACCGGUUCAACAGGUGAGCACUGAGCAGGUAUGCACCGAGGCUCCGCCCCCCAGGCCGGGGGAGGGUCCUCAGGUGGAAACCGAAGCCCACGCUAAUGGAGGGAAGCAGGAGGGACGAUUUGAGACCGACAGCAGCUCUGGAGGGUCUCAGGAAACCUCCAGAGGACCUGAAGUCACGGCAGGAGGAGAAGAAGGGCUGAGAUCAGAGAGGAAAACUGAAGGAAGAUCAGCAGGAAGCUCAGAAAACUGUCCAACAGCUCAGGAGGAACACGGCAGGAAUCCACAGAGCAGCAGGACGAAGCCGGAGGAGCAGCCGGCAGCGAACCCACGACAUCCUGAAGAGGUUCAACCAGCAGCUGGACGUUACAGGUCCCUUCAGACUCCACCAGUCUUUCCUCCAGUAGUCGAGCAGGAAUCGGAGGACAUCAUGAGUUUGGGCUACAGCAGCCUGAGCACCAAACUAUCCUUCAAAAGCUCGUCUCUUCCCAGAGAAGACGAAUCCAAGCAGCGCUUCCGGAAAGUUUCUCUGGUUGGCGACGGCGACGACACUCAGGACACGGUGGACUUCAAUAAAACCGAGUCUGAGCCGGAGUUCAGGUGGAAGAACAGAUUCCAGGGGGUGACUCAGUUCAGAGUCAACAGAGACGAGGAUUUCUCUGGUCCACCUGAGGCACUGCAACACCUGAGCUCCUCCUCCUACUCCUCCUCCUCUGCAGAGCAACAUGUGACCCAGAGCCAGGAGAGGAGGAGCUCUGAAGGCCGGGAGGAGCCAGCAGGUGAAACAGGAGCUCCCAUAGAAGCAGCAGCUCAGAGGAUCAGCGACCGACUGGAGACGCAGCAGCUUCCAGAGGAGCCUGAAUUCAGCGGAGUGUUCAAGGCCAUGCUGGUGGAGCUGGUCUCUGAUCCUGCUGCUCCCCCCUCCACUCCCUCGGCCUCCCCCGAAGGACAACAACAACAAGAAGAGGGAGAGUCCCCCAUCCAGAGCGACAUGGACAGCCUGGUGGACACCCUGAGGAGCAUGGGACCCUCCAUGAGGCCGAGGACCACCAACCUCAUCCGGCUGGCCCCCCCUCAGCUCAUGUCCUCGCUGCCCCCCAUCGUGGAAGACGCUACGAGUCCCGUCAGCGGCGACGCUCCUGACGGGAAGAAGAUCCCAAACGGACUGUACACCCUGCCGGCUGACCUGGGACUCCGAGCCCCCAGAGACUCCAGGUCUCCUCUGGAGCUCAUGAAGCAGAGCCAGGACCAGCAGCUGCCUGGAUCCAGAGGUCUGAACCUUCCUCUGAGAGGAUCGACCACCAACACUCUGGUACUGAGGAAACCUUCUGACUCGUCUCAUGAGGAUUUACAGUCGGCCAUGUUGAAUGGGAACGGAGCUCUUCCGUCGUCUCGCCUCGACAACAGCGUCCUCUUUGGCAGCUACAGAUCUUCCUCCAUCGAUCAGACACUGGAGAAUGGAAAAGCCCAUCGUCCGAUCUUCCGCACCAGCUCCCUGCCAGAAACCAGCCUCUCCAACGACCGCAUUAGCGUCGGCUCCAAGGACCUCGGCGACCCAGCAGGGACUCGCUUUGAGAGGUUGGCCUUCCUGGUGAACUCCUUGUCCCCCCAGUCGGGCUCCCUGACCGGAGCUGAAGAUGGAGGUCGGAUGAGCAGACCUCCAUCGCUGGGCAUCGGCUCUCCGCCCCACAGCAACAGUCCGACCCGCCUCCUCAGCCCCACCAGCUCCAUUGACCUCCACAGGGCCUUCGGCGUCCAGGACUCGCCGCUGUCCCUGACCACUCCCAUCCCGCAGAGGAGCUUCAGCAGCGACGGCCCACCGGGGGUCCAGACCUCGCUGUUCAGCAACGUUCACGGAGGGUCUCAGUUGCAGAGCCAAGAACCGGAACCGGACAGGAACUUAGUGUCAAAAUACAGAGCGUUCCCCGACGCCUAUCUCACCAAAGAGAAGGAACACGGGAAGCUCAACCCUCGACCUGGAAAGAUGUACAUAUUCGACCGGCCGGGGAUGUGCGGUCAGAGGAUCGAGGUCGGAGGUGACGUGGUCGAUGCGACGCCGUGGGAACUGCAGGAAACCAUCUCCAUCAGGGUGGUCAGAGGAGGCUGGGUUCUGUACGAGAAACCAAACUUUAAAGGGGAGAAAAUCGCUCUGGACGAAGGCGACAUCGAGCUGACGUAUCCCUACAACCUUCCUGAGGAGGAGCUGCAGAACGGACAGAAGGAAGGUGGACAACCCAGUGGACAACCCAGUGGACAACCCAACGGAGAACCUAAUGGAGAAGCAAAGGACGAGCAGACGGAGGCGAAGCCGGCCAGGAGGUUCAUCAUCGGAUCGAUACGACGAGCUGUCAGGGACUACAGCGUCCCAGAAAUCAGUCUUUUCCCAGAGGAGAACGCUGAGGGGAAGAAGGUGAUCUUCAGGGACACUUCUGAGGACGCCAGGAUCUUCGGUUUCCCCAUCAAGGCCAACUCCAUCAUCAUCAACGCCGGACUGUGGCUGGUCUACGCUCAGCCUUUCUUCCAGGGCGUCCCUCGGAUCCUGGAGGUGGGCGGCUACACCAACCCAGCAGCCUGGGGGGUGGAACAGCCCUAUGUGGCGUCUCUGCACCCACUCAAAGUAGGUGAACCAAGAGUGGAAAAUCUGAGCGAAUCAAAGAUUGUGAUCUAUGACAAGCCGUACUUCAGCGGUAAAUCCAGAACCAUCAGCACCAACAUGAGGGACUUCAUGACCAGAACAGACCGGCAGCAGACGGCCUUCAUGUACAGCGUUGGUUCCCUAAAGGUCCUGGGAGGGAUCUGGGUGGGCUACGAGAAGGAGGGUUUCCGUGGCAACCAGUACCUGCUGGAGGAGGGCGAGUACCACGACUGGAGGGUCUGGGGAGGAAUCGAUGCCGAGCUGAGGUCCGUCCGGCUGAUCCGAGCGGACUUGUCUGACCCCCUGCUGGUGAUGUUCGAGCAGCCAGAGGAGCAGCAGGAUGGAGUUCAGGACGAGAACACCUUCGAGGUGACCGAGGCCAUCCCAGAUGUGGAGCUGUUCGGCUACAAGACCUCCACCAGGUCCAUCCACGUCCUCAGUGGGGCGUGGAUCGCCUACUCCCACGUGGACUUCUCUGGGAACCAGUACAUCCUGGAGAAGGGCGUCUACAAUAACUGUGCUGACUGGGGAUCUGUGGACUCCCGGAUCUGCUCGGUUCAGCCCAUUUUACUGGCUCCAAAUGACAGCUCAAAGACCAGGAAUGAGAUAAUCCUUUACUCAGAGCCGGACUUCGAGGGUCAGUGUCACGUCAUGGACCGGAACCAGGAGGCAGUUUCAGAAAAAGUCCUGACCAAGUCGUGCCGAGUGUUGGGAGGAAGCUGGGUUCUCUAUGAUAACAAGCAGUUCUCUGGGAACAUGUACGUCUUAUCUGAAGGAGAUUAUCCCAGCCUGAGCAGCAUGGGCUGCCCCAUGGGCUGCACCAUCCGAUCCAUCAAAGUGAUCCCCAUGAUGUUCUGUCUUCCCUCCAUCUCCCUGUUCGGUCUCGAGUGUCUGGAAGGAAGAGAAAUCACCACCGAGACCGAGAUCGUCAGCCUGGUGGAGGAAGGUUUCAACAACCACAUCCUGUCUGUCAAAGUCAACAGCGGCUGUUGGGUGAUAUGUGAACACAGUAACUACAGGGGGCGCCAGUUCCUCCUGGAACCCAUCGAAAUCACCAACUGGCCCAAGUUUAGCUCCAUGCAGACCAUCGGCUCCAUGUACCCCAUCAGACAGAAACAUCGCCUUUUCCGUGUGAAGAACAAAGAGCGAGGUCACUUCCUGUCCGUCCAGGGCGGCGUGGAGGAGAUGAAGUCUGGUCGAGUCGUCGUGACGCCGGAGGUGGAACCGAUGAGCGACGUCUGGUUCUAUCAGGACGGACUCAUUAAGAGCAAGCUCUCUCCAACCAUGAGCCUCCAGGUGGUCGGGAACGUGGAACCGGGAGCGAAGGUGGUUCUGUGGACGGAAACCCGGCAGCCGGUCCAGAUGUGGACGGCUCAGACCAGAGGACUCAUCAGCAGCCUGACCUUCCCCGGAGUCGUCCUGGACGUGAAAGGUGGUAAGAGCUACGAUAAGGACCAUGUGGUGGUUUUACCCGAGGAUGAGGAGAGACCGAGUCAGCAGUGGGAGAUCGAGCUGCUGUAGACGGAAACACCAGCAGCUCUGCCUCAUUAUGGGAUGGAUUUCUGGACUGUAGCUAACAAGAACACAACGAAGCGAUACGAACUCUGGAUAAAAAAUAGUUAGUUUGUCUUUUCUCGUUUCUGUAAAAAGUGCCUCAGUCUGAGUUUCUAUUGUGGAUCCUGAGGAGCAGCAGAACGUCGAGCUGCAUCCCAGGUUCUGGUUGGACCUCCUCCACGACUCUGACCUUCACCUGAGGUUCUGGUUGGACCUCCUCCACGACUCUGAGGUUCUGGUUGGAUCUCCUCCACGACUCUGAGGUUCUGGUUGGACCUCCUCCACGGCUCUGACCUUCACCUGAGGUUCUGGUUGGACCUCCUCCACGACUCUGACCUUCACCUGAGGUUCUGGUUGGACCUCCUCCACGACUCUGACCUUCACCUGAGGUUCUGGUUGGACCUCCUCCACGACUCUGACCUUCACCUGAGGUUCUGGUUGGAC